AUGUCCAAGGACGGUCGUAUCAGAGUGGAUCUCGACUCCAAGAUCUGCAGAACACUCACAAAGCUGAUUCCCACGCCGCGCGAGCCUGAGUUUCCGCCCCCUUCGUAUCCCGGAACUGAAAUCUGCGACCUCCAUCUAAACAUCGUCAUCCAGGUCGUCGGCAGCCGAGGCGAUGUCCAGCCUUUCAUUGCCUUGGGCAAUGAGCUCCAGAAACACGGCCAUCGCGUGCGCUUAGCCACCCAUAACACAUUCGAAGCAUUCGUUCUUAAAUCCGGGCUGGAAUUCUACCCCAUCGGCGGAGACCCGUCUGAGCUGAUGGCGUAUAUGGUAAAGAAUCCCGGCCUGAUACCUCAGAUGAAGAGUCUUCGCGAUGGGGAGAUCCAGCGCAAGAGAGCUAUGGUAGCGGAGAUGCUGACCGGAUGCUGGGAAUCAUGUAUUAGCGAUGAUCCAGUAUCGGGUGCGCCGUUCGUUGCGGAUGCUAUAAUCGCUAAUCCACCGAGCUUUGCGCACAUUCAUUGCGCUCAGGCUCUUUCGAUCCCCGUGCAUAUGAUGUUUACUAUGCCUUGGAGCAGCACGAGGUCAUUCCCUCACCCCUUGGCGAACCUGAAGUAUUCGAAUACAGAGCCGAAGACUGCUAACUUUGUCUCGUACGGCAUUGUUGAAUGGAUGACUUGGCAAGGUCUCGGCGAUGUGAUCAACGACUGGAGAGCGACCCUUGACUUGGAGCCUGUGCCUGCUACCGAAGGUCCAUCACUAUGCAAUACUCUCAAAGUACCCUUUACAUACUGCUGGUCUCCAUCUUUCAUGCCCAAGCCUAUCGAAUGGCCAGCCCACAUUGACGUUUGUGGGUUCUUUUUCCGUUCGCUCCCAGACUACACGCCAGCCCCCGAUCUGCAUGCGUUUCUCCAAAAUGGAAGCCCGCCAGUGUAUAUUGGAUUCGGCAGUAUUGUGAUUGAGGAUUCUGCAAGUAUGACGGCGUUGAUACUCCAAGCUGUCAAGACGCUAGGCAUUCGGGCUAUAAUCUCCCGCGGCUGGAGUCACCUAGGCGAGGAGAGUUCUAACGAUCAAGUAUUCUAUCUCGACGAUUGUCCCCACGAGUGGCUGUUCCAGCACGUCUCUGCCGUCGUUCAUCAUGGCGGUGCAGGUACGACAGCAUGCGGGUUACGUUUUGGAAAGGCUACAACUGUUGUGCCAUUCUUUGGAGAUCAAUUGUUUUGGGGAAACUUGAUUGCCUCUCGAGGGCUUGGGCCCAAACCUAUCCCACACAAAUCUCUGAAUCCCCAGAACCUCGCCGAUGCGAUUCGAUUCUGCCUGACUCCGUCUGCGCAGGCCGCGGCUCGGGACGUAGCAAACCAAAUGCGCGAUGAGGCUGGCGUCAGUACGGCUGUUGCCUCGUUUCACCGCAAUCUACCUCUGGACCGGAUGCGAUGUGAUCUGUUGACAUCGGAGCCAGCAGUUUGGAAGUUGAAGAAGUCUUCGAAACCGUUCUAUUUGUCCCGACUUGCAGCCGAGGUAUUAGUUGAGCACCACCGGUUGAAAGCGAGUGACCUUGAGCCUCAUGCGAGCCAUGAAAUCUACAUCCAAAAUCGUCGAUGGGAUCCUGUCACAGGUACCACUUCAUCUCUGAUUGGCACCGGUACCGAUAUCAUGAAAGCGACAGGCGACGCCUUCCUACUCCCAUACCAAGAAUUCCGCCGUCAUCCACAUACCCCAGGGGAAAUUACCGGUCCUUCCAACGAGCGGUCCCCCAGUGUCUCAUCAACAGGGGCUUCCUCAAUGGUGACUACCAAUUCCGAAAGACAGUCUAGACUCAAGACCACAGGCGUGGCCAUGGCUGCUUCGGCAAAGAGUCUAGGCAAAGCGGUAGGUCACUCCUAUAAAGGCAUGCUCAUCGACAUGCCAUUAGCGGCGAGUGAGGGACUCCGAGCUGUACCGCGACUGUAUGGCGAUGAGGUUCAAGACCAUGGUGAUAUCAGAGAUUGGAAGUCCGGGGCUAUGUUCGCAGGGAAGAAUUUCGCACAUGGCAUGACGGGAGGAUUUACAGGCCUGUUUACGCAGCCUUAUAAGGGUGGUCAGAAAGAGGGGGCUAAGGGUGUGAUGAAGGGAUUAGCCAAGGGGACUCUUGAGAUGGGGACGAAGGUCUCAUCAGCUGCUUUGGGGCUUGUGGCCUAUCCGGCGCAUGGAAUGAUGAAGAGCAUGUAUACUGCAACACAUUCGGGGACUCGAAAACGAAUCCUGGAGGCCCGGAAGAGAGAAGGGAAGUAUUUAGAAGAGCAUACAGAGAAGGGCCGAGUUGGUCGACAGGUUGCCCUUCGGAAGUUCGAAGCUCAGCAACUUCGGGCCACUACUAUACAGGGCUAG
Molecule: messenger RNA, 2361 nt
Organism: Penicillium olsonii
Lineage: Eukaryota; Fungi; Ascomycota; Eurotiomycetes; Eurotiales; Aspergillaceae
Source: the annotation of a GenBank genome assembly